This is a messenger RNA of Capra hircus (goat), 1199 nucleotides long. RefSeq names its product solute carrier family 7 member 6 opposite strand (gene SLC7A6OS). The transcript has 5 exons. Lineage: Eukaryota; Metazoa; Chordata; Mammalia; Artiodactyla; Bovidae. The record is from RefSeq and is a predicted model, not a curated record. Bases 36 to 962 code for a protein of 308 amino acids. Gene Ontology annotation, biological process: developmental process.
CCAACACAUUCCCACAAUGCUUCACGGCAGCCGCUAUGGAGGCUGGAAGUACAGCUGUCCUCCGGGUGAAGCGGAAGCUCGGCGCAGAGCCCGCCGAGGCUUUGGUCCUCGCUUGUAAACGCCUCCGCUCCAGCGCAGUGGAAUUGGAAACUCCAAAGACGUCUCCAGAGGAUCUGGAGAGAGCAGCAGAAAAUAAUAUCUUCCAGUUGGUGGCCACCGUGCGCUCACAGGAGGAGCCAGUCCAGCCGCUCCUGCGGGCCGCCCUGCGCCCGUCCCAGGGCAGCCAGCAACGUAUCCGCCAUCAUCUCCGCGCCUCUGCUCGGGAGAUCCGACAGGAAGGCCGCUACAGAGUAGUCUCUAGCCACCGAUCCUCGGAAAUUCCCUCGGACAGCUUAGAGUCCGAGGAUGCGUCAGGAACCCCAAAAGCCGCCGACGACGCGAGCUUUCAGCUAUUAGACCUGGUCCACGAAGAAGAUGCAGAGGUCGCCGCCGCCGCCGCGAUCUCCUGCAAAAAAUCUGACCCAGAUGUGAUCCUCUGCAACUGUGUAGAGUUGAUCCGUGAGGGGUUGAAUGUCUCUCAAUAUGGACCAAGUUCUGGGCAUCAGAAGGAACAAAAGGACGACUUUGUGUAUGACAUUUACUAUUUGGAAAGGGCGACUCCAAGAUGGAUUGAGAACAUCCUCUCUGUGCAGCCCUACAGCCACGAGUGGGAGUUGGUGAAUGACGACCAACAACCAGAGGACAUUUAUGAUGAUGAAGAUGACGAAAACAGUGAGAAUAACUGGCGCAAUGAGUACCCAGAGGAGGAGAACAGUGACGAAGAUUCCAGAGGCUCUGACAAUUACAGCAGCGUCAGCGAAGAAGACAGAGACAACAGCAGACCACCAAUGUGGAGCAAAUACCCUUUGGAUGUGCAGAAGGAGUUUGACUAUGACAGCCCCCAUGACCUCGAUUCAGACUGAUGAUCCUGUGAUAACCACGAGGUUCUACAAGCCCCUGGGGGAUCUGUGACUACAGGGUCCACCACAAUAGUUAGCAUCCUCCUAGUCUAAUAUAGGGAAAGAAAAAGCAUAUCCACCAGCACCAUUCCACCACAGGGAAAACAUGCACUAAGGGAAUGUCCUUUCUACUAUCUGUAGGGCCUGUUUAUCUUGAUCAAAAAUCAACCCUAAAAAAAAAAAAAAUUAAAAAAAAUCAAC